UUCAUCAAAGACCCCCCUUUCCGUGCGGAGCACUUGGGCUCCCUGCUCCGUCCCCAGGAGCUCCUGGAUGUUAAGAUUGCCUCUGAGAAGGGGGAGGUCCCCGAGUCUCAGCUCAUUCCCGUUGAAGACAAGGCCAUCAACGAUAUCGUCGAUACCCAGAAGAAGCUCGGCUACUCCGGUAUCUCGGAUGGCGAGUACCGCCGCCACAUGUUCUGGGGUACCUUUUUCCCCGGCCUUGACGGUUUCGACGAGGUCACCGACUUUGAGACCGAUAUCUUCCGCCCUUACGCCCCCGAUAUCGCUGCUUUCCUUGAGGCUGGCCACAAGCCCGGCGAGACCGUUCUCUGCACCGGAAAGAUCAAGCACGUUGGAAGCACCUAUGUUGACCAGUUCAAGUAUCUGGCUAGCCGUGUGUCCCCAGACGAGGUUAAGAACCUGAAGAUUACUCUCGCUGCCCCUAACUGGUACCACCUGCGUUACCGUGAGGGUAAGGCCUACCCCAAGGAUGUGUACAGCUCCGACGAGGAGUACUUCGGUGAUAUCGCCAAGGCCUACCAGGCCGAGUUGAAGAUCCUGUACGAUGCUGGAUGCCGCAACGUGCAGUACGAUGACCCUAACCUGGCCUACUUCUGCUCCGAGAAGUUCUUGGACGGCUUCAAGGCUGACAAGGGCAACGUUUACUCCGCGGAUGAUAUGUUCGAGAAGUACAUCAAGCUGUACAACGAUAGCUUCAUCGGUCUUCCCGAGGACAUGCACGUCGGUGUUCACCUGUGCCGCGGCAACUUCGUCGGAAGCCGUCACUUCUCUGAGGGUGGUUAUGACCGCAUUGCCAUCAAGCUGUUCCAGGAGCUGAACGUGCACACCUACUACUUGGAGUACGACACUGAGCGUUCCGGUGGCUUCGAGCCCCUCAAGCACCUGCCUACUCACAAGAAUGUCAUUCUCGGCGUUGUGACCAGCAAGUUCGCCACCAUGGAAGACAAGGAGGAGAUGAAGCAGCGCGUCAUCAAUGCCGCCAAGAUAAUCGCCGAGGGCAACAACAUCUCUGUCGAGGCCGCCCUAAACCAGGUCGGCGUUAGCCCCCAGUGUGGAUUUGCUUCUCACCGUGAGGGUAACGCUAUUGACUGGAAUGGCAUGAUUAACAAGCUUCAGCUUGUCCGUGACAUUGCCAACGACAUCUGGCCCAACCAGGCUUAA
Penicillium cosmopolitanum is the source of this 1197-nucleotide messenger RNA. RefSeq names its product cobalamin-independent methionine synthase II family protein. The transcript is spliced from 3 exons. Gene Ontology annotation, molecular function: 5-methyltetrahydropteroyltriglutamate-homocysteine S-methyltransferase activity; zinc ion binding. The annotation marks the transcript as partial. The record is from RefSeq and is a predicted model, not a curated record. NCBI's taxonomy places the organism in Eukaryota, Fungi, Ascomycota, Eurotiomycetes, Eurotiales, Aspergillaceae.